Molecule: messenger RNA, 981 nt
Organism: Pogoniulus pusillus (Red-fronted tinkerbird)
Lineage: Eukaryota; Metazoa; Chordata; Aves; Piciformes; Lybiidae
Gene: GPR174
Product: G protein-coupled receptor 174
Exons: 1
Coding region: 1-981 (326 amino acids)
Biological process (GO): positive regulation of Rho protein signal transduction; phospholipase C-activating G protein-coupled receptor signaling pathway
Cellular component (GO): plasma membrane
Molecular function (GO): G protein-coupled receptor activity
Source: RefSeq, a predicted model, not a curated record
AUGACCAACAGCUCGACCUGCACUGAACCAGACCUCAAGCCCUACUACGCCAUCACCUACACGUGCAUCCUGGUGCCUGGGCUAAUAGGGAACACCUUAGCUCUGUGGGUCUUCUACGGCUACAUGAAAGAGACCAAAAGGGCUGUCAUAUUCAUGAUCAAUUUAGCCAUUGCUGACUUAGCACAGGUCUUGUCCUUGCCCCUGAGGAUCUUCUACUACUUGACAGGCACGUGGGAAUUCGGAGGAGGUCUCUGCAUGCUUUGCUUCUACCUGAAGUACGUCAACAUGUACGCCAGCAUCUACUUCUUGGUCUGCAUCAGCGUGCAGCGCUAUCUGUUCCUGAUGCACCCCUUCAGAGCCAGCAGCUGCAAGCGCCUCUGCGACGUCUACGCCAGCGUGGCUGGCUGGCUUGUGGUCUGUGUGGGCUGCUUGCCCUUCCCGCUCCUCAGGCUCCAAAAUGAUGCUACAAACACAUGUUUCGUGGACCUCCCUGUAGAACAAGUUGACCUUUCCACCUCCCUCGCGAUGGUGAGCGUAGGAGAACUGCUGGGCUUUGUCACACCCCUCCUCAUCAUCCUCUACUGCUCCUGGAAGACUGUCCUGUCACUGAGAGAAAAGAAUUCGGCUUCCCGAGACCUCGGGGAGAAGAAAAAGGCUUUAAAGAUGAUUCUCACCUGUGCUCUGGUGUUCCUGAUUUGCUUCGGCCCCUACCACAUCAGCUUCCCCUUAGAUUUCUUUGUCAAAACUGAACAGAUCGGAAACAAGUGCGUGCAGAAGGUCAUCUCCGUCUUCCACGCCGUGGCUUUGUGCCUGGCCAGCCUGAACUCCUGCGUGGACCCAGUCAUCUACUACUUUACUACAGAUGAGUUCAGGAGGCGCCUGUCCAGGCAGGACUUGCAAGACAGCAUUCAGCUCCACAGCCUCGCUUCCACGAGGAAGAACUCCAAGGAUGUGCUCAGGAAGGAUGCUGUGGGCUGCUAG